GGAACUCAAACCCUCCAUUUUAACCAAAUUUAAUAAACGUACUUCACGUCCGCGGCGGACUCCAAGACGCGCACUCACACACUCGACUCCAAUGCUCUCUCUCAACUAGCGGAGGAUCGAUUCGACCUUGUAUCGAUUCGCUUAUGCUGUGUUAGCUGCGCCAGGAUGCAGGUGUUGAGUUGAAUUGUCGAAGUAUCUUUUACUGUUUCGUGAGAUUGAGCCGCCGUAAAUCAGGAAUUCUUCCAAAGCUGGCUAUGGAUUAUGAGCCCUACGACAGCAGUGGAACCGAUGACGAUUUCCCUCCACCACAUCAAAAUAGAAUUUCAAGAGGAGGUCGCAUUUCAGGGAAUGGAAGGCCUGCUCCAAUGGCUUCCAUGCCGUAUCCCAGGAUGUACGAUGAGACUGAUAUGGAAGCUAAAAUUCACCAGCUUGAGCAAGAAGCAUACAGUUCGGUUCUAAGAGCGUUUAAAGCCCAAGCAGAUGCUAUUACAUGGGAGAAGGAAGGUUUGAUAACUGAGCUUAGGAAAGAGCUGAGAUUGUCAAAUGAAGAACACAGGGAUCUUCUAAGCAGAGUUAAUGCAGAUGAAACAAUUCGAAGAAUAAGGGAAUGGAGGCAGUCAGUUGGGCAUCAACCGGGCAUGCAUGGUGCAGGUCAACCUGUCCAUGAGCCCCUACCUAGUCCUUCCAUCUCAGCUUCUCGGAAAAAACAGAAGAUAGGCUCUUCAUUACCUACACAGUCUUUUGGUGGGCCAUCUUCUUUCCAUCCGCAAACAAUGGCUGCAGCAAACCAACCAUCUUCAUCUGCAGCAAAGCGAGGACCGAUGAUGGGUGCAAAAGGCAAAAAGCAUAAAUCACUGCCUUCAGGAACAUCCUCAAUGAAAAUGCAGUAUCCCCCUGGUCCGGCUGGGAGAGGUCAAUUUGGCAACCGCAUUGCUCCUCCUGGCCUUGGAACUGAACCUGUAGAAGGAGCUUCAUUUGAUCCAUUGAUUGGAAGGAAAGUAAGAACUAGGUGGCCUGAUGAUAAUAAUUUUUAUGAAGCUGUGAUAACUGAUUACAAUCCUGUUGAGGGUCGCCAUGCACUUGUUUAUGAUAUGGGCAGUGCUAAUGAAACAUGGGAAUGGGUCAACCUUUCUGAGAUUUCUCCGGAGGAUAUACAGUGGGUAGGUGAAGAUCCUGGAAUUUCUCACCAUGGAGGAUAUGGUGGACCAGGCCAUGGAACGAAUAGACCUCUCGGGCGGGACAAUGCUCCAGGUGCAGGAAGGGGAAGGGGGUUGACAAAAAGUCAAUCAAGAAAGGACUUUCCUCAAACGCAGAAUGGCAUUGGGAAGAAAGGGCCUGAUGACAUUCAGCUGCUUCACACCGAUACUCUAAUCAAAGAGGUUGAGAGGGUUUUUGGGGCUAAUAAUCCGGACCCUGCAGAGAUAGAUAAAGCGAAAAAAGUUCUAAAGGAGCAUGAGCUGGCACUCACUGAUGCUAUUGCAAGGCUUGGAGAUUUAUCUGAUGGUGAGAGUGAUGAGGGUGGGCGGUUUUCACAUGCGCAAGGAAUGGACAGAGAAUGAUGAAGGCAAUGGAUGACGGCAGGGGCAUUGUGCCCGGGCUGGGCUAAGGCUGAUUGGUAGGUUCUCUGAUUGUUAUCUUUAUGGUGAAGCCCAGAUUGUGGAAGUCUGUUGUAUAAUGUUAUAUACAUGCAUAUGUUUAUAUAUAUAUAUAUAUAGAUACAAGCGCGCGCAUGAUUUGAGUUGGAAUUGAGUAAUAUUGGGAUGAUUAGUGAAUUAGGGAUAGCAGGGUGGGGUUGCCCUUUGUUAGCCCUUUUAGCUUUCAGUUUAUAUAAUUAUGUUGCUGCAUUAACUUGUGCUCAUGUAAAUUACAUCUUUUGUCUUUUUUGAUCCAUGUUUGCUUACA
Molecule: messenger RNA, 1902 nt
Organism: Andrographis paniculata
Lineage: Eukaryota; Viridiplantae; Streptophyta; Magnoliopsida; Lamiales; Acanthaceae
Product: protein EMSY-LIKE 3-like
Exons: 10
Coding region: 255-1559 (434 amino acids)
Biological process (GO): defense response to fungus
Cellular component (GO): nucleus
Source: RefSeq, a predicted model, not a curated record